Messenger RNA from Cercospora beticola, 1903 nucleotides. RefSeq lists its product as uncharacterized. The record is from RefSeq and is a predicted model, not a curated record. Lineage: Eukaryota; Fungi; Ascomycota; Dothideomycetes; Mycosphaerellales; Mycosphaerellaceae.
CACGUCCCAGAAACACCCUCUGCUGCAGGCACGCUCGCAGCAGAAGCAACGACAAACACCACCACCACAGAUCGACAUUGACGGGAUGCGAUAGCGAGCGCUGGUUCGCGAGAGGAUUCGCUGCCGCCGCUGCGUCGUCGAUCAGGCAUCGUCGUGAGCUUGCUGCACCACUGACGGCCGAUCUUGCUCUCUUCUGAACACCUGCCCGUACCUCUGCUUGGCGGAGCCCUACGAGUACACCAGGCCACCCGCUCGACCACCUUUCCACCUCUACACGCCAUGGCCGAAGACAUAUCACGGCCGUCGGCGGACGAUCGCGAACGGAGGAGGGGGAGUCUGGCGAGACGUGCUCUGCAGCGAGUCCGCGCUGCCAUGCAUCGAGCAAGGGAUCCUGGAGCGACCACGACGGAACGGGCUGCGGGUUCAGACGACGAGGCGAGGAAUGCAAUAGAGGCAGCCAUCGAACCUGCGAACACCACGAGAGCCGGGGCCGAAUCAAGCGACAUUCCACAGGACGAGAUCGAGCAGCGACAUGAUACAGAGCCUGUGGAAGCGCCUUCAAUACCGUUCGCCACGCUCAACUCCAUUGAAGUCGACUCCAGCGAGGAAGACGCCGGCGAAUCUGCAAUGCCACCGCGAGUAGGCCGAUCUGGCUUGACUCGAGAGAAGGCGCGAUCACUAUUCGCACAAAACGGAUUCGACUACAAAUUGCGAACGUGGCGGCCUCUGGAGGAACCACCGAACAAGAUCAGACGUGUUGAGAAGCCAAUUAGACUCCGAGUACAUUACACCUGCCACGAGUGCACGAGACAAUUCGGCUUGGAGAGGACUUGCAUGGAUUGUGGGCAUCACAGAUGCCGAGAAUGUCUGAGGAAUCCGCCGAAGAAAGUGAGACAGGUGUCAGACAAUGCCCGAAGGUCGACGGAAGACGGCCGGACGAGUCCUGUUGCUGGGCCUUCGACAGCGCCACCUGUGGCAGAAUCUUCGCGACCGCAACCAGACAUGCAAGUAGCACCACUGAGACCGGACGAUGAAUAUUCGCACGACGAUUUGCCACAAGACCUCGAUCUUGCUAUGUAUACCCGACCUAGGGCAGCGAUACAGACAGUAUGGAAGCCACAAGCUCGACCGAAACUGAAGCAUACGCUUGGUGCUUCUUCCACUUCACCGGACGAUGAGGCUCCGGUGGUUCGGGCUGUGCAACGAGUGUACCGGAAACCUCGACAACGGGUGCGAUAUACUUGCGAGCAAUGCGAUACGCUGUUCGUUGAUCACGAUCAAUGUCGGCGAUGCGGGCACGAGCGCUGCGAUGGUUGUCUUCGCCAACCGCCCAAACGCACUGCUGCAGCACCAGAUCCAGAAGUCCUCAGGUCUCUUGAGGCCCGACUUGCUGCUCACGGAGAGUCUUCGACUGCCGGAGCCGCCGAGCAGUCAUAAUCUCUUCUGCAUACUACCACUUCACGACAACUCUUACCACUUUCGACUUUUGUGCGGGAUACGAACGAACACUUCAUUCACGAUACCACUUUUGUGUUUUUAUCUUAUUAUUCUUGGGAUGUUGAUGAUACCCUUGGGCGGAUAUUUUCUUUUGAGCGACCUUGGCCACGGCGGUCUGGGACGCUGUCUUUUGGGGAAACUGACGAGCAUAUGAUGGGACGUGGAAGCGAAGGAAAGCAAAAUGGGCACAAGAAUACCACAGCAUCACUACUCCAGCUUCUCGUUGAUAUCACUUUCGUCAUCACGGCGACGUUGGACGAAGAAAGGAGAUGAGUCCACGUAAUGAAUAUUUCUGAAGUAGUUGGAGGAUGACGGGAAUCUCGUCACAGUAUUCAUUGGCGACUACUUGUCUAAUGAAGAACCAGUACAACUACAAUUCCUCAACUUCUCUCACUGUCAUCCCCGC